GAUUCCAAAAUACUGUCCGCCAAGCUCUAGAAGCCUUCUCGAGUUCAGUCGUGCAUCCCGUCCACCACAUUGUACUAGAGAGCUGCCAAGAAGAUCCCAAUUUAGAUUCCGCACAGAGGCAUACGAGGUUGUAGGCUACGACUAACACAUCUCACGUUUCACGAACCUGUGCGCAUCCAGUGCUUUCCCGAAGACUUCUGAAUUCCCGCUGGCCAGACCUAAAACUCCUUUAUUUGAACGCUGCUGUGGGCAAUCUUCGCAGUCCUGUCGCCAUCAGUGAACUUCCACAAUCUGAUGUCGCCUGUGCAUGCCCGCUCCUCGUUGUACGCUCCAACAGCAGCUCCACUAUCCCCGCACAUGCAACCCCGCAACAGUAACUUUCCCCAUCAACGGUGCUGUAGACUCUCCACCGUCUCAACAUCCGCUGCUCUUCCUCGUUUUCCUCCAAUCCCUACUACCCGCCCAUCCUUGAUUUCAUGGACCACCGAAAGCCCGGCCAGCUCGCCUUCCUCGGGCAGCAGAAAGGCGCAGCAGGUCCGAUUUUCCCUCAACGGUGCGUCUGUUUGCAGCGGCAGCGGAUUUUCCCGGGGCACGGUAGGCGCUGGUUCCGGCGCCUGUUGCGGUAACAGCAGCCGGCUUCGCACCUCCGCUAUUUUCCGCGUGUCUUCUUCCGCGCAGGCCUUAUCCCCGCUAUCUUCACCCGCUAGUGGGGGAUUUCUAACGGCGGGAAAUAAUGGUGGCGGGGGGGGUAGUCCUGCGCACACGCAGCGCAGCCAGAGAACGGGAAAUGGGAGGACGGGAGUCUCGCAAGGAGGCGCUGGGGCUCCCAACAGGGCUUUUAUUAGAGGCAUGGGGGUAGGACCGGGGCUCAGGAGAGCAGGAGGAAGCGGAGUUGGAAGACGCGGAGGGGCGAGAGAAGUUGGUGGGAGAAGACGAGUGGUGGUGCAAGCUGUGGGGCCUGAGGUAGCCUCGAAUGCGGUUGACGUGAUUGGAUCGCUGGGCCUCGAUACACUCACGUUUCUCGUGGCCACCGUUAUUGUCAUUCCCGCCUUCAAGAGCCUCAAGAUAAGCCCGAUUCUCGGAUUUCUUCUAUCGGGGGUUGCUCUUAACGAGUUGGGGCUCAUUCGGAACAUCACCGACGUGAAGGCGCUGAGCGAGCUCGGGAUCCUCUUCCUGCUGUUUGAAAUGGGCCUGGAGCUCUCCCUCGAGCGUCUCAGAGCACUCGCCAAGUUCGCAUUCGGCAUGGGCCUUCCCCAGGUUCUCCUGACAACCCUGGCCUUCACAUUAUUUGAGCUGCCCAUAGACAAUGCCAUUGGCACCCGCGCGCUCGAGUUCCUCUUUGGGGCCAAAGCCGACCUGGUGAACAUCCGGUCGUUGGAUGAAGCUGUUGUCAUAGGAGCUGCUCUUGCGCUCUCCUCCUCCGCCUUCGUGCUUCAGCUGUUGUCUGAGAAGGGUGAGCUGGCCACUCGCUUUGGGUCGGCGACUCUCGGCAUCUUGCUGCUGCAGGACAUCGCAGUCGUCCCGCUGCUCGUCAUCCUGCCCAUCCUGGAAACCGGGGACUUCACCGACGAUUCCGUCUUUCCGCUGCUCGCCAUGGAGGGAGCCAAGUCGCUGCUGGGGCUCGGGGUGCUGCUUUACACAGGGCGGAUUGCACUUAGACGGCUGUUUGAGUUCGUGGCAGAGUCUCGCAGCUCGGAGGCGUUUAUCGCGCUCUGCCUGUUGACGGUCACGGGCACCGCGCUCAUCACCAGCAAGCUUGGGUUCAGUGACUCGCUGGGAGCAUUCCUGGCAGGGGCGCUGCUAGCAGAGACCAACUACCGCACCCAAGUGGAGGCAGACAUCCGCCCCUUCAGAGGGCUGCUGCUGGGGCUGUUUUUUGUGACCACUGGCAGCUCCAUCGACCUCAAUCUCCUAGCAUCGGAGUGGCCCAACAUCCUGGCUCUCCUGACCGGACUCAUAACCAUCAAGGCGGCUAUCAUCACAGCGCUGGGACCCAGAGUGGGGCUCACUCUGGCCGAGUCGGUUCGGACGGGUCUCCUGCUCUCCCAGGGGGGCGAGUUCGCCUUUGUUGUCUUCGCCCUAGCCAACCAACUUGGCGUCUUGCCGCUGGAGCUCAACCGCCUGCUCAUCAUAGUGGUGGUGCUCUCCAUGGCGCUCACGCCGUUCCUCGACGCCCUGGGGCGCAGAGCAGCGGAGUACAUUGAGGAUAACAUCGAAGCCAAGGCCUCCGCUGCUGCGGGCGCGGGUGGCCUGGGUGGUGGUGCGGCGGCAGCUGCUGCUAGGUUGGGUGCGGGUGGGAACGGGGCGAUGGCUGGAGGGACAUGUGGAGCUGACAGCAGCGGGGAAAGCCAAUCCGGCGGCUCUCACUCGAAUCAUUUCGCGGGGGCGGAGCCAAUAGUCAUUCUGGGGUUCAACCAGAUGGGGCAGGUGCUGGCCAACUUCCUCUCCACGCCGCUUGCAGCCGGAUCUGGGGGGGAUGCGGCUGGCUGGCCCUUCAUCUCCUUCGACCUCAACCCCAAGCGCGUGGGGCUGGGAGCAUCGCUCGGUUUCCCCGUCCUGUAUGGCGACGGCAGCCGCCCGGCAGUGCUGGAAUCGGCCGGCAUUCGCCGCCCAAAGGCCUUCAUGGUCGUCUACUCCAGCCGCACCCGAUCCGUGGCCUCUGUAGAGCGCCUCAAAGAGGCCUUCCCUGGGGUGCCGCUGUACGCGCGGGCCGUGGACGCAGUGCAUCUGUCAGAGCUGAGGCGGGCCGGGGCCACUGAUGUGGUGCUGGAGAGCGCUGAGACCGGUCUCCGCCUCGGCUCCAUGCUCCUGCAGGACAUGGGGGUGAUGCGGGACGAUGUGGUGUUCGUGCGGCGCCUCAUGCGGGAUGCCAUGGACCAGAGGGCGCUCUCCCCCUCCUCCCAGCCCUCCGAUCUCCUCUCUCCCCGCCCUCUCCUCGACACUCUCAAGGAGACGCUUGGCCGGCGAGCCAUUCGGCCCAUCGAGCCCACAGCAGCGUUCAGCAGCAGCGAGCAGCCCAGAGCAGCACCCAGCAGGGGGGGCAGCCUGCCCUUACUUCCGAAAGAAGAAGACGAAUCCACUGCGACUCCCCGUGUUGCACCGGCUGCUUUUGCUGCUGGGACUGCUGAAGAAUCCAGACCUGCUGCUGAGUCUUAUCCUUCUGCUGCUGCUUCAACUGCUUCAGUUCCUGCUGCUGCUGCUGCUGAUGGGGGCAUGGGACGGCAAGAAAGGCUUUCCACAGCUGCUGCUGCCACCACCGCUGCUGCACCUGCCAUGGCUGCUACAGCUGCAGCUGUUGCAACUGCGGCAACAGCUGCCACAACAGUGGGUGUGCUUGUAGCAAGCGAAGCAGGCAGGGCAGCAGAAGGAGCGGGAGGAGAGGGAGAGGAGGAUUCACAAACAGAGAACCAAGUACAGACCCGUGUGAAGGCACGGAGCACAGAGAUCCCCUCCCUCGACUCGCCCAUGGAUCUGGACUCUGUAUCCCUGCUGCUUGCGGACGCGCAGGCUGCAACGGACACCAUGCUCCAGUAUUUCUCAGACGGGGAGGACUUUGUUGACCGGAAACUGGAGCUCGAGGCAAGCCAACAGAGCCAGCUAAGCCAGCAAGGUCAACAGAGUCAACAGAGCACUUCAAGCACAGUGGUGCCGUCGUUGGAUUCACCUGGGGGGAUGGAGGAGGGGUUUGAUGGGGAAGGAUGGCAAUCGGGCAUGGAUCCCAUGCUCGUGUACUUCUCGGAUGGGGAGGACUUCGUCGAUGUGAAGCUGGAGCUUCCACAGACCGGAAAUUUCCCUCGAGACAAGUGAUUAGUAGGUAUGGCACACUGGUGAUUAUCAUUUACUGUUUUAGUAUCACUGUUUGUACCCUUGACUUUGACCACUGCAAGUGCACAUAUCUAUUGACUACGGC
Molecule: messenger RNA, 3910 nt
Organism: Closterium sp. NIES-67
Lineage: Eukaryota; Viridiplantae; Streptophyta; Zygnematophyceae; Desmidiales; Closteriaceae
Source: the annotation of a GenBank genome assembly